UAUCAAAACAGGUCGGUUUAACAUCUGUAACUUAUUUUUACCUUGAGUUUGUAUUUGUUCGAGCAGACGUCACGUCUUGGCUUAAUACGCCGGACGUCGGGUUUUUUUGUUUAAAAAAAAGUUGACGUGAAUUUAGGCGGGAACUGUUAGGUUCUUUCUGAGAGACACUUUUUGGUGUAGUCGUUUUGUGAUUUUUAAAAGGUUUUCGGGAGUUUAGUGUGUGAAAAUGUGUUUAAAGAUUGUGUUUUUGUUUGUGUUUGUUUUUGUAAGUUCAGUGUCGCCUCAAGGAUCAGGAUCGGGAACUAAUGGGAAAUUACGUCUGUGCGUGGUGGAGGGCCGAGGCUCGUACAAGCGCGCGAGCAGAUACUGCCCCGUGCUCGACCAGUCAGAGUCGGGGGUCGAGUGCGUUAUAGGACAGGACAGAUUGGAUUGUCUUAGGCGCAUGAGCAAAGGCGUGGUUGACUUUGGAGUGUUCAGCCCUGAGGACCUCAUCGCCACACAAUGGGCUAACAUCAAUGUGCUUGUGACGGAUGAAGUCAGGUCGAGGCCGCGAAAAUACGCGAGCACCAUAGUAGCGGUCAUCAAGAAAAGUCUACUGCCAGAACUAGACACAGUGUCUUCUGUGCACUCCAUCUUGAAAGGGUCCAGUAUGUGCCACAUCGGACUGGGUGCUGAUGAGCGACGACCGCUGAGCGAGACGCUCACUGAGUACUUGGAGUCGCUGGUGACGAGGAAGUCAUGCAACAGCGACCUGUCAGUAGCCGAGAACCGUAUCAAGGCAAUGGCUGACAUGUUCGGCAAUUCCUGCCGCGCUGGGCCCUGGGUGUUAGACGCCAAGAGAGAUGCAGAACUCAAGGCCAAGUUCCCCUCCCUUUGUGCGUCAUGCGACCGACCGAGUAAGUGCGACCGCCACGAUCGCUACUGGGGCCCUAGUGGAGCCCUAUCCUGUCUUACCGAGGGCGCGGGAAACUUUACGUGGGCUGAAGCGGACUUUGUAGCGGGAUAUUUUGGUAGCAGAACCGGGUUCGCGAACCCCGGGGACUUCGCGUACCUAUGCCGCGACGGCUCCUGGCAGGAAAUCCACGAGCACGAUGAGCCUUGCGUAUGGCUGCGAAGGCCGUGGCCACUACUCGUCGCUAAAACGAAAGCAGCUGAAGAAGUAAGUCGUCUCGCGGCCAACCUCACCGGCGCCGGCGUGGUGGUGGGCGGGGGGGCGCGCGGCGCGCUGGCCGCGCUGCUCGAGGCGCCCGGCGCGCUGCCGGCGCCGCUGCGGCCGCCCGGCACGCCGCUUGACUAUCUAGCGGGUGCUGGAGGGUUUAGAGAGGCUUACAGCCAGGCCGGAUGUACUCCAUCGAGGCAUAUAGUAAUGUGCACCACAUCAAUCCUCGAGCAGAACAAAUGCGAAUGGCUGAGCGAAGCAGCAUCCGUAUAUGGAGUGGAGCCUGCGGUCCAAUGCCUGAGAAAAGAGGACAGAGCUGCCUGUAUGCAAGCCGUCAAGAAUGGAACCUGUGAUGUCACGGUAGCUAGUGGGGACUGGCUGGUGAGAGCAGAGAGAGACUUGUCCCUCAUACCGAUCCUCCACGAAACUACCCCCAUCAUCAACCAAAGUACAACAGUCGUGGCCUACGUCCGGGAGGACGCGAAAAUAUUCAAGAUGGCCGACUUGAAAGGAACGCGCGCCGCUUUCCCGCGCUUCGACGGUCUGGCUUGGCAUUCUGUGCUACGCUAUCUUGCGAAUAUAGAAAAAAAUACUUGUAAAGAUAUUUUGAAUGGAUUCUUUAAAAGUAUUUGUGCGCCAGGUGUGGCAGAAUAUGUAACGGAUAGUAAGAAGUGGAUAGAGGGGUGUGUGGUGGAGGACGGGAAGGUGGUGGAGGGGGAGGGGGGUGCGCUGCGGUCGUUAGUGGAGGGGAAGAGUGAUGUCGCGUUUUUGAGCAUGGCCACGUAUAACCAAUAUGUUGCCAAACAAAUUCCAGAACCAUGGGUCAAAGAUGUCAAAAUCAAGCCAAUCUGCGCCGACGACAACGAGAAAUACUGCUUCAUAUCCUGGUCCAACAUUGGCCAUGUUUUCGCCAAAAACACUACAGCGAUGCGUCGCCAAGAAAUCAUCAACGUUAUGACGAAAUUAGACCAAUUAUUUGGCAAACAUAACCCAAACCAAGCAUCAGCAGUCAUGUUUUCCCUCUACGGGCCUUAUAACCAUCAGAAUAAUAUCUUAUUCCAUGACAAUACUAAAGCUUUGGCGACGAGCGACGUUAUGCGAACCCAUCCGUACGAUAAAGUGCCUUUGAAUUUCGAACGCAGUUUAAAGGACAUUGACAGCUGUCAUGUGUCAGAUUUGACAGGUGCCGCGGGUAGUGUUGUGCCGAAAUUGGUGUUGAUUAUGUCGAUGGUUAGUGUGUUCUUUUUGUAAGAACUGAAUUGCGAAAUUGUGUUUAGAUUUAAGAUAGAAAUAUUUGACGACGAAGUAGUGAUACAUGAUGCCGAUUAUAAUGAACCAAACCAUCAGGUUAAUAUAUGCAUGGAUUUUUUUUUUUUUUUAUACUACGUCGGUGGCAAACAAGCAUACGGCCCGCCUGAUGGUAAGCAGCCUCCGUAGCCUAUGUACGCCUGCAACUCCAGAGGAGUUACAUGCGCGUUGCCGACCCUAAACCCGCCCCCCCCUCAUUGAGCUCUGGCAACCUUACUCACCGGCAGGAACACAACACUGAGUAGGGUCUAGUGUUAUUUGGCUGCGGUUUUCUGUAAGGUGGAGGUACUUCCCCAGUUGGGCUCUGCUCUAGAUCUGGAAUGACAUCCACUGGCUGUGCCCUACCACACAAAGCAAGAUGACAUUCACAAUGCCCAUACCUCUCUUUUGGACGUAGUUUAAGGACGUACCCGGGUCCAAAAACCUACUUGAAAGUUUCAAAGAGCUACCUUUGAACGUCAAGAACCACUAAAGGCGUCGUUACUAGUCGUGCCCACAGCACCAAGGACAACUAUAGGUGUCAUGGCGUGCGCUGUCAAAGUAACCUUCACACUUUCGAGAGUAAGGUUUACAUUAGCUCCCUCGCGCCCGGGAGCUUGGCGUUUGAGUGAUGUUUGUGUUUAUGAUAUAAAGCGUUCAAAACGUUAAAGACAGGCUACACUUGCUGUAUUAUGUUUCGUAACUAUGCGUUGCCAUAUAUUGCAAUAAAAUGUUAGUCAGAGGAGAUAUUGGUGACAAAGUAAUACAAACAUUUUAGGGAAAGUCAUGUACUGGAAAGAAAAUAAAGUAAUUGUGAUAUUAA
Molecule: messenger RNA, 3269 nt
Organism: Cydia pomonella (codling moth)
Lineage: Eukaryota; Metazoa; Arthropoda; Insecta; Lepidoptera; Tortricidae
Product: transferrin
Exons: 11
Coding region: 227-2410 (727 amino acids)
Biological process (GO): iron ion transport
Cellular component (GO): early endosome; recycling endosome; plasma membrane
Source: RefSeq, a predicted model, not a curated record